CAAAGGGCGAUGCGGUCUAACCAGUUAAUGACCUUGGAGACAAAAGAAAACACACUCUCAGUGUAGGGAAAGAGAGCUCGCAGUAAAGACUGUGAAACAUGCUUCGAACUUUAGUGCUGUUAUGGUCACUUUCACUGACCGUAGGAGAAGCCUGAUACAACAACAAACAGAAAGAAUGAAGUUUAUUCCUUAUCUUCCUAAAGGAAACUAAAAAUAAGCCAUUGAAUAACACUUACUCCCCAAGUUGGUCUGUGUUUCUGCAGAGGUCCCUGUAACCUGUCUCUUCUCCAAAGAGUGUGUGCUUCCCUGCAUGUCCAGUUACCAUGAUAUUAUCCACUGGCAUAAAAUUAACAGUCCAAGCAGUAUAACUGUACAUUCCUUCUACAAUGGAGCAGAUCAGUUGAAAUACCAGAAUACAGCCUAUUCUGGAAGGACUUCACUGUUCUCAGAUCAGAUCUCUACAGGAAAUGCUUCUCUGGUCCUGAGAGGUGUCACAAUUCAGGACCUGGGCAUAUACAAGUGCUACACUGCCAGCCAGACUAUGACGAAGGAAGCGUUUGUUAUACUGAUUGUGGAGGCCCCGGUUGAAGCACUGGACAUAAGAAUAACAGACGAUGGAAUAACCUGCAACAUAAGUAAAGUUUAUCCAAAGCCAAGAAUCUUUUGGUAUGUUGAUAAGCAGGAGAAGGAAGCCCCUGAGCACCCUGUGGAGGACAGCCAGGGGCUGUUCUACCUCACCAGCACGGUGAAGACUCAGGCGUCCCUGAGCAACCACACGUAUACCUGCUCCGUCAGCCUCGGGGACAAGACCCCAACAUACACAGGCAGCUUGAAGCAAGAGAAAAUUGAAAUUUAUUCUGGAGAGGAUGUGGCUGUCCAAUGUCCUGUCUCCCAGGGAGACUCUGGAAAGUUCAACCUCACCUUGACUUUUGAGGACUCCUCCAUCAUUCCGAGCUACAACAGCCAAGGGUCACAGCCACACCCAUCAUGGUCGUGGAGGGGUCCAAAUGUCAGUGUCACCCAGGAGGGGACCAUCAUCCUCCAUCACCUGGACAGAGAGAAGCACACAGGGACAUACACCUGUGAAAGGGUGACGCCGCAAUCCAGACAGCUUGUGCAGACCUCGGUGCAAAUUAAAACAGAUAUAAGGAUGGCCGUUAUCCUCGUUUGCUGUACAACAGCUCCCAUAUUAAUCGGUGUUUGCAUUUUCUGUGUAUUGAGAAUAAAAGGAAUCUCAGUCUGGGACCUGCUGACUGGAAAAAAGAAAAAAAAGAAGUCCAGUACCACACAAAAUGGAAAUGAAGAAAUUAGUAAACAUGAAAGUGUGAUGCAACCUUUAUCUAAAACCUGAAGAACUCACUACAGAGCUACAUGAACAUUGUUCCAGUGGUCAAUACAUACUCUGGCUGCGAGCCCCAUGUUCAAUACCACAAAAUAAUCUGACAAAUAAGUGGUUUUGAAGGACACAAAGUGUUCAGAAGAAGCAAGUGGGCAAAAGGAUGGAUUCCACGUGGACCUGUUCAGAGACCUGCUUCCAGACUAAAACACGACUCUCAUCUGUUUCAGUUCAGCGUGAACUGACGUGAGCAAUGAUCGUGCGUAGUGUCCACAUUGCACAUCUAGCUGCAAGACAACUCCUCAUGUUGGUAGUUGAUCCCACGAGAUUAAACGAUCCUUUUUUUUUUUUUGUAUCUUUCAGAGUAGUGGGAAUAAGGAGUUAACCAAAAUAACCAGCCACAGAAAGAACUUUAAUCUUAAAGGCCUUGUGAAGAACUUUUAUUAAUACAAGUGAAGAAAAUGGACAUGAAGAGAAUAUAUGCAUCAUCACUUGACAAAGCACUCCUUUAUUUUUUUUAAUUAAUUUUUUAAAAGGAUUUUCUUCUUCUUGUUGCACAACAAAACUAUAUUGCACAGACUGUAUAGUUUAAAAUAUAUUUAGAUAAUAAAAUGACAGAUCAAAUGUUCUUAUCUUAUCAUGAGAUAAGCAUGUGUAUGUCUAGCCCGUUGUCACAUUCCUGAGCUGGUCAGGCUACAGAAACUAUACAGCUACUGAUUAUUCACUGUAGUCAGUAGAAACCAGCAGGAACUUGGACCUGCCAUUCAUGUCUGACUCAUAACACAUAAUCAGACAUCACAGAGCCACCCAGCAUUCACUGAAGGACUAAGCUGAGAGUCAUGGACAGUUGUUUGCAUUUAUUUACGUAUACAGCUUUACAUACAUUUUAGACUCAGAAGGCACACUGUACAGUAGUAACCAGCAGUGAAAAACAGGUUAUGGGUUAUUGGCGCUUAAGUUUUCAAUUGUGGUUUCAAUGCCAAAAUGAAUGUAAGAAACAUGCACUGAGCUCUUGUAGCUCAUCUGGUUGAGCAGGUGGAGCGGAAUGCCAGCACACUGGGCGAUGGUUUCGUCUGCUUAGAAACGCUGCCUUAUACAUGCUAAACAUAGCUGAGGAACAGGAGGGAGGGUGCCAGGUUAAAAACAUGUCUGACAAAAACAUUUUCUUUCCAAACAUCUGUCUUAAUUCAGAAUACUAGGGACGAUGCAUGUGUCCUACCAAGACAGCAUUAGCACUGGGCAUUAUUACAUUUCAUCUGCACUCAGAGCUCUGGUGUAUUGGUGCUGUCCUAAAUACUAAAGCAAAACAAAUAUUUGAAAAGAUAGACUGACAAAUAGACCUCUACACAAUUACUGAAAGACAUAUUUCUGCUCUACAGUCCGUGUCGGGUUAGUAAAUUAAGCCACUCAGCAGAAGCAGUGGGCUGGACUCACCCCAAGCUCUGGCAGUGUAUAGUGGGUAUUUGAUAGUAGUGAAUGAACUCAACCUGAAUAUUUACAUAAUUGUUAGAACCUGGUUCAAAGUGACCAGUCCUUCAGGUUCGAUCUCCUCCUCCCUCUGCCCUCUGUAGACGGAUCAAUCGAGAGACACUGACACUAAGGUAGUGAAUCAAGAGAGUUCCACUUUAUUGAGGAAAGCACAGUAUAUAUGUCCUAUAUCUACUA
Molecule: messenger RNA, 3001 nt
Organism: Electrophorus electricus (electric eel)
Lineage: Eukaryota; Metazoa; Chordata; Actinopteri; Gymnotiformes; Gymnotidae
Source: RefSeq, a predicted model, not a curated record